Molecule: messenger RNA, 1065 nt
Organism: Plasmodium gonderi
Lineage: Eukaryota; Apicomplexa; Aconoidasida; Haemosporida; Plasmodiidae
Product: variable surface protein
Exons: 3
Coding region: 1-1065 (354 amino acids)
Source: RefSeq, a predicted model, not a curated record
AUGAGUGAAGUUACUGGUUUGAAAACAGAGGAUUAUUUUACGGGAAUGUUUCCAAAUUAUGCGCAAGAAUAUAGAAUUGCUAUAUAUGACUAUAGGAAUCAUAAUUUAUCAUGGGUGACAACUGCAUGUAAUAAUUUCUGUAAAGACACGACAGGUAAUAUAUGUAAAAAUUUUCUUGUUGACUGCACAUACCUUGGUCGCUUUUUGCAUUAUAUAUUUAAACGGGGAAGAGAUAGUUAUACUAAAGAAAGGUGUAAAUAUUUUUUUCUCAAGUUAAAGCUAGAAUUAGUACAAAAGGGAAUUUUAUGUGAAGAUUUUAAAUCAUGCUUUCGUAAAUUGGUAGAUUACUUAAUAAAACAGAAUUAUUUAAGUCAAGAUAGUUUUUGUAGUGAAUAUGUUUAUGAUGUGGAUAGUAAUGUAUUACCUAUAUUUAAUAACCUCGAUAAACUGUCUAAAUAUUUAUAUGAAUUCGGUAUAGGCACUCAAGGAAGAUGCCAUAGAUAUAUUAGGAAAGAUUGUGAUGGUUAUUUAAGGUUUUUAAUAAAUUCUGAAUAUAUGCUUAAGGAAAAUUUUUAUAAAGAACUUGAUAAAAUUCUGAGGAUUUAUAAGAGAUAUUGCCCCGAGAGUGAUGUAAGUUUACUCACCUACUUGGAGAUAAUAACAAAUGAGGAAAAAAGGAAACGGAAAUUGUUUGAGGAAAGCCAAAGAUUUAUUGUACAGGAAACUUUAGUAACAGAUAAUAUCUCAGACGCAAGCGAAGUCGUGGUAAAACAGAAAAUGUCAGAAAUCGAGCAAGAUGCUAGGAAAGGCAUCAAGGAAAGGGGCUUAUCAAAGAUAACUUCAGGAGUGUUUUUUUCUUUUCUUGCAAUAAUAAUAAUGACAUUAAUUUUUUACAAGUAUACAAGUUAUGGUGCAAUUUUACAACGAAAGGUAGGGAAAUUAAGAAGAAAUUUAAAUAAAAAAAAUAAGCAUCAUAUAAAUAUAAUGGAUUCGUCAGAAUUCACACAAAAUUAUUUGUUUAAUAAUAAGUACAAAAUAACAUAUACCUCUAGCGGAUACAGAUGA